CGGGCCUCUCACUUCGUGGAUCCCCCGCCCUCUCCGCCCGGAAGCCGCGGGCGGCAUCGGGGCCGCGGAGGCUCCGGUCUGGAGGUGUCGUCUCUGUUCUCCCUUUCCCCGCAAGCUCCCUGGCUGCUUGGCAACCCCCCCGCCCUUCCGGGCUCCGGGGCUCUGCCGCCCUCCCCCGGCACGGCCCCGCGCCGCAUCCGCCCGUAGGGGAGCGGUGCCCUCCCCCUUUCCCCGCUGCGGAGCUAUUGUGUGCGGGCUGGGGCCCGCCGAGGGGCUGCUGGCGGAUAAGCCUUUCCCCGGGGAGGUGGAGGCGGGAAAGCGGGACGAGGGGGGCGUGAGGGCGGCGGGGGAGCCGGGGCCGCGGGAGACAGCGCCGGCGCGGUGUGUGCGCGCCCCGCUCGCUCUGCGCUGCUGCGAUCCUUUGUCUGCUGUGCCGCUUUCCCCUCCUCCCUCGCUCCUUUCCUCCCUCCUCCCUUCCCUCUCCCUCCCUGCGUUCCCCUCUCUCUCCCAGGCUCCAAGCGCUGCUGCAGCUGCAGGUUUGUAAAUACUGGACCAACACACACACACACAACAUGGCUGACGCUCGCCCUGCUCCUCCACCAGGGUCUCCGCCUUCUCCCUCAGUCUCCGCUGCUUAGCUGCUCCUCCGUGUAGGCUUUUGUUUCUUCCCCCUUCCCCCUUCAUCGCCCGUCAAAAAAAAAAAAAAAAAAAAAAAGAGAGGAAAACCAAUUCACCCUCCUUAUUUGCGCGCAUGGCGGGAUUUCAAGGAGAAACCCAGGGAGAGUAGCCAGCUGGACCCCUCCCUUGAGCUGUGGCCACUUCUCUUGUCCCUCGCGGAGCAACCCCAUCUCUCAACCUGCUCUUGUAGAGAUGUGUUCCAUCCCUGUGAUCAUCAACUGAAAAACGAACCCAGUUCGCAUUUGCCAUGAUGUAAAAGUGUGCUGCUUUGGAUGGUUACACAAGCCUGUGACAGUUCAUUGUUGUGCCAGCGGUGCAGGUUCUUGCCCUGCGGUUAAAUGCAAAGAGAACUAUAAUUGAAAAAGCAUCUUCUGCAUUUGAAGAAGGACAAGUUGUUGAUUGAAUGGUGGAUUAAUAAGUGGUUGUCUCAUCCUAAGACUAAAAAGAAGAUAUCCUGGAAGUUGGAAAGAACUGGAUUUUCACCCUAGUCCAGCAGCUUUGCUGCUCACUUAAACACAGAUGAAUGAAGACCCCAUUUGGAAAAUCACCAGGUCAGCGGUCCAGAGCUGAUGCAGGUCAUGCAGGAGUGUCUGCCAGCAUGAUGAAGAAAAGAACAUCCCACAAAAAGCAUAGAAACAAUGUGGGACCAAGCAAACCUAUCUCUCAGCCACGAAGAAACAUUGUAGGCUGCAGGAUACAGCACGGAUGGAAAGAAGGAAGUGGACCUGUAACACAAUGGAAGGGCACAGUUCUUGAUCAAGUUCCUGUAAAUCCCUCGCUCUAUCUCAUAAAGUAUGAUGGAUUUGAUUGUGUGUAUGGACUAGAACUUCACAAAGAUGAAAGAGUUUCAGCACUUGAAGUUCUUCCAGACAGAGUUGCUUCGUCUCGAAUUAGUGAUGCCCACCUGGCAGACACAAUGAUUGGUAAAGCCGUGGAACAUAUGUUUGAGACAGAGGAUGGCUCAAAAGAUGAAUGGAGGGGGAUGGUUUUGGCUCGAGCUCCUAUUAUGAACACGUGGUUUUAUAUUACCUACGAGAAAGAUCCCGUCUUGUACAUGUACCAGCUCUUAGAUGAUUAUAAAGAAGGUGACCUUCGCAUUAUGCCUGAUUCAAAUGAUUCACCUCCUGCAGAACGGGAACCAGGUGAAGUUGUGGACAGCCUGGUAGGCAAACAAGUGGAAUAUGCCAAAGAAGAUGGCUCGAAAAGGACUGGAAUGGUCAUUCAUCAAGUUGAAGCCAAACCAUCUGUCUAUUUCAUCAAGUUUGAUGAUGAUUUCCAUAUUUAUGUCUACGAUUUGGUGAAGACAUCCUAGACAUCAUCAUGAACUUUUGCCAAAUUUGUGGAACUAUUAAAUGUAAAAUUUAUAGACACAAAGACUUGACUGCUUUCCAGUUUAACGAAAGCUUAAAUGUCCCUGCGAACCCACAAUCUCUGCCAGCAAAACUGUUUUGUUCUGAGUAAUACAAACAUGACACAUUUUGUGUAAGAGAACUCCUUUUCUUGAAGGAAGUCAGUAUGUUUGGGCAGGAGGGAGUUAAAAGCAAAGAACAGCUGCAAAUUCAAGCUGUGUAAAGUUGAUCUAGUGUUGUAAUCAUUAAUCUAAAUUUUUUCAUAGAUUUUGACUUUUUCUUCAAUCUUGCACUCACUUGUUCAACUGCCACAUGCAAGUGUAGUUUGAUAUUUUGAUACGCCUUCUUUUGUAACAUUAAAUUUAAUUUCUUGGAUACUGGCAGUCCUUGUCUUCAGGGUUGGGACAGAGGUGACUUUUUUGAAAGGUUUAAACCGUUUGUGCAGUAUCAAGGAGUGCCUAACCCAAGUAACAUCAAUCUGCUGUGUUUCUACACUUUAUUUCAAAUUUAGCUUUUUAAGAACUUGCAGUGCGUGGAAAUGCUUGUGCAUUUUUUACUAGUCACAGGGCAGUAGGAUAUCAAGUGUUUGGAUUACGCACCUUUCAGUGAAAAGGCAUUAAACUAUAAAAUUACAUUUAAUCUGUAUAACCAGUUAAUUAGAAUAUGCAGGUUAAUGGCCCAUAUUUACAAGUUGUAGGAACCAGUAAAAUACAUGCAACAAGGCUGCCUUCAAUCCUAAAUGUCGUACUUCUUUCUUUGUUUGUUAUACACACUUCUUAGCAAAACCCAAGUGCUUGGUGCCACAACUCUAACAGUAUAUAUGCUACUUCAGAAGACUUUAGACUACGCAUUGGCAUCAGUAGUCUCUUAUUUAAAAUCAAAACCUAGCAACCUGAAUGUCUGUGUGUGGACUUAGAAGCUUAACAGUAGUUAAUAUUUUACAUGGUAAAUACAAUCUCACACCAGGGGAGUGGGAGGGGUUGUCCUUUUACAGUGAAGAUGUAACUUUAGAGAAAGAGAAGCAUUUGUUGCCUUCUGCUCAGUCUGUUGCAUUCCUUUGUUUGGUUUGCUUUUAAUAAUUUUGGUUCAAGAAGGCAUCUUCCCGGUUUAUUCUUUUUCUGGCUUUUCCACUUAAGGAGUGUCUGGAAAAAUCUACAGUUUAAACCUGUUGUUGCCUUUUGUGGUGUACAUUGUACUUGCUUUGAGGUAUGCUGUUAACAUUAAUUUCAUUCUAUGAACACUAGAGUUCUGCAUGCCAGUGGUGUACUAUCUAAUGGAAGCUAUAAGGCAGUCUCAGUGGUUCAGUCAUCUGCAUUAGAUUGUGGAUGUAAAUAGCAGCCCACAACUGCAAAAUCUUUUCAUGGUUAUAAUCUUGCAAGAUAGUUGUAAAUGAAAAUUAGGGUUUCCUUAAGUGUGGCAGCUUUUAAAAACAAUGGAAUUGGAACAACAAUGCAGCACAGCAACAAGGUUGUCAUGUUACAGUAAGGCAGAGCUCUGCAAGUUUCAAGAAUUGCUUCACAGAAGUACAGAAUGUGAAGACAGUUAACACUGUUGAUGGAAGGAACAAAUACCCUGAUAUCCAGCUGUGUGCCAUUAGUGGAAGAAUGCAGGAGCUGUUAAUCAGAGGACAGAGGUGCAGAUGACCUCUGUUGUGGGUAUUCCUGAUAUUGAAGACUCAGUGGUUUAAGCCCCUUUCUGUCCAUUUUUUUGCCUGAUUUCAUAUUUUAGCCUUAAGUCUUGUGCCUCAUUACGCUGUUGAAUGGUAAUAAAUACUCUCCAUAUAAAUAUGAUACCUUAAUUCUUUGUCCAUUGCUACUAUAUUGCAUUAUGUCCAGUAUUUCAUCAUGGGCAACCAAAGGCAGGCUAUUGUCUUUCAGUGAAUAGCUUCUGAUGCAGUCCUUAUGCAGUAAGUAGCUGAGUCGUAAAUGUUUCUUGUGUUUGAACAAAGUGAGCAGAUUUGCAACACAGUGUUUUCAUCCUGCAGAUCUGUUGUGUUUUCUAUUGACUCUUAAGAGUCCUGCAUGUAAAUCUCAAAGCUGAGCCUGGCUCCAUGAGCCCAAGUCGACAUUUGUGGCACAGGAAUGAGUGAGUGUAUUAAUUACACACAAGAUACAUGGAUUACCUAGCACACUGAGCUUGGGGCUAUAUAUCUGAGGAGUAAGAGGUUUGUUUGGAAUAUCUGAGGUUUAGGUCUACUGGAACACUUCUAGCAUUAGGCUUGCAUUUGUGGGUUUUCUGCAAGCCUAUUGAAUACACUAUGUAUUCUGACAAUUAGAGUAUAAUCUACAAACUGUAAAUUUCACUGUCAUUUUUGGAUGUCCCCGUUUGUCUGUUGUGUGGAUAUUUUCACUUGGGGUUUCUUUGGGGAUAUUUUGUUUUGUUUUGUUUUUUUGGGUUUGGUUGGUUUUUUUUUAUGAUAGCUUAAACCACAGUUUUGAGGCUUGAGACUAAUUCCACUCCCUGCCCAUCUGCUUUGGGCUUUGUUUUAGGCUCAUGUUUCAGAUCUGCAUGCAGUGCUUGCGUUACCCUGGUAACUAAAUGUUGGUUCCUUGUUAUAGGGGUUCAACAUUACUUUCCAAAAUCACAUAGGGCUUGUGAUGGCACAAGCCAUGGAUCUUUGUAUAAAAAGUUAUUCACCUUUCACAUUUACCUGCUGUAGUAUUGUUGUAUAUUGUGUGUGUGUGUGUGUGUGAUGUCAGGCUGCCAUGUAAAACUUAAAAGGGAAAAAAAAACCAACUUAAAUGCAGACCAUCCUUUUUUGCAUGCUUAGAGGGUUAGAACAUUCAAUGUAACAAACUAAAGUUGCAUGUUAAAAUGUUUAGGUUUUUGUUUUGUUCUGUUUUUAUUUUGUGUUCAGUUUUUUGUGAAUUUGCUUAUUGUGCUGUUUUAAUGGUUGUUAGUAGGAUUAAAUGCACCGGUGAGACGAGCAUAGUGCCAACGGAAGGUAAUUUUCCAGUUGUAUGUGUCAUACAGCAUUUGAAGGGACCAUGUAUUCUGUUGAAGAAAAAAAUAAAAUUUCAGUUGAAUAGCAGAACACUACAUUCUUCUUCUUUCUUUUGAGUGCCAAACCCUAAACUAUGUUGGAGUAGAGAUGGGGAAAACCCUUUUUGUUGGAAUAGGUAGAAGCAUUCUUUAAAUGGAUUGUUUAAACAUAGGGGCUUUGUCUUCAGAGAGAAUUGUCUAGUUGCAUCAGGGAAAAGAAUUAUGGUAAAAACAGUUUCUGGUUCCUUGAAAAUGCUGUGCUUUUUGUAUUUUACAUCAUUAGUGCAAUUUGGAUGGUUCUUGGUAUGUGUAUAGUUCAGAGGUCUUCGUGUUCACAUUUUUAAAUUAGGUAAUUAAUUCAUCUUUAGAGCUUGGUUUCUUUAUUUUUAUUUUAUUUUCAACAAUGUAGACAGUUCCCUGUUCUCUGCAUUUAGAAGUAUAAACACUUUAAAUUGUUACUUAAUUCUGUAAGUAAUUUUUAUAAUUAUGAUGUAACUCUAUCCUUAAAACAUUUAAAAUAAACCCUUUAUGUGCAACUUA
Messenger RNA from Agelaius phoeniceus (red-winged blackbird), 5549 nucleotides. The record is from RefSeq and is a predicted model, not a curated record. Lineage: Eukaryota; Metazoa; Chordata; Aves; Passeriformes; Icteridae.